UAUGAAAACAGAGUUACUCAGUUUUCACUUUACCAUCUUCUCUUCCUAGCUUGCUGUUUUACACACAAAUAUCUCGGCUACAUCAUGAUGAAGAGUAAACUAUUUCACUGUUUUCGCCCUGUUGUUGAUAUAGAUGCCUUGCUUGAAUCCAAAGUUACGGCUCAUCGCUCAGAGAAUAAACCUAAGCAGCAUCAUAAAAAACGUACGGUUUUAAAAAUCAUCAAAGCUGCGGUGUUGGAAACCAUAUUGAAUAAAAGAGCUCUUCAUAAAUAUCCUUAUGGACUCGAUUGCUUUGGUGGAUUGAAGAAUGAUUAUUCGAGGUAUAAAAAAGAAAGCAAAGCCUCCCAAUCGUCUUUGACAAAUAUAUCUUCAAACAGUUCGUCUUUUUCAAGCCCAAAAGUAAUAUUACAAUCAGAGAACAUGUCCAGCAAAGGAAAUCAUGAGAAAGAAAGUAGCUGUGGAAGGGCACUGUUAGAGAAGCAAAAGAAGUUUGAGUUGUGUGCUAUGUGUUUGGUUCUCAUAAGCUUAAUAUUUACAGUGUUUUGGGGGAAACUUUUUGGAAUUAUUUUAACAUCAAUAUGCCUCUACCUUUUCUCUCUUUUUAACUCAAAUUACAGCUGCCAAAAGAUGUUUCUAAACUGUAAAAGACACAGUAUCGUGUGCAGUGCAAACAUAGAUGUAAAAAGUCAUUAUGGAAAGUGUGCUCAAAGAGAACUACCAUAAUGAGCAUUAUUUUGUUACGUGAAAAGUCUUUUCAUUCUUUAUGUUCUCAUAGACAAAGCUUUCGUUGUCAGGGAAAGAUGUGAAGAAACCGUUUCUCAUUUAUUUCUUUUGCUUUUUGUUUUGUAUAUUGCUUUCUCACAUAGAUUUAUCUGUAAGUGGUAGUUGAAAAACUUAGAGAUAGAAGAGUUUUGAUGGUUGUAAAGAAAAUAUAUUCAUCAAAGUGUUUUC
Molecule: messenger RNA, 951 nt
Organism: Vicia villosa (hairy vetch)
Lineage: Eukaryota; Viridiplantae; Streptophyta; Magnoliopsida; Fabales; Fabaceae
Exons: 2
Coding region: 85-723 (212 amino acids)
Source: RefSeq, a predicted model, not a curated record